Molecule: messenger RNA, 621 nt
Organism: Danaus chrysippus (African queen)
Lineage: Eukaryota; Metazoa; Arthropoda; Insecta; Lepidoptera; Nymphalidae
Source: the annotation of a GenBank genome assembly
AUGAUGAAGAAAAUUAUACUACUGGGUCUGCUGUCGUUUUCGAUGUGUUUCAGUAACGCAGCAGAAGAAAAAGCUGCAGCACCUGUUGCAACUCCUAUAGUGACAAAUAGUACCACAACAGACAUAAAGGAAAAAAAUCUAACCACCUCGAUCCCUCCUCAUGUGACAAAUGAAACAUCUACCAAAAAUGAAAUGGAAACAAAGCCAACUACAACUCAAGUGACACAAGAACCUGCGAAACCCUCAGAGGCGACCCCAGCCCAUAAAGAGGAAACUUCAAAACCCGUUGAUAACAAAACCACAGAGAAAGAACCAAAAGCUAAGGAAAACUCCAAAGAGCUUGCCAAAAACUCCACUGAAACCAAAGCGACCACAGAAAAAGCACCAAGUGACAAACCAAUGAAUGAUGUGACCGCCAACAAUGCAACGACAAUGAAACCUGACAUGCCUAGCAGUACCAAGGCCCCAAAAUCAGAAGAUAAACAUGUGCUACAGGCAAGAGGUUUUGAUGGACCCAGCUUCAUUGGUGGUAUGAUUCUCACCCUUGGCCUCCUUGCCAUAGGAUUCAUGGGAUUCAAAUACUACAAGAACCAAACGGAAAGAAACUAUCACACUCUUUAA